Molecule: messenger RNA, 360 nt
Organism: Cotesia congregata
Lineage: Eukaryota; Metazoa; Arthropoda; Insecta; Hymenoptera; Braconidae
Source: the annotation of a GenBank genome assembly
AUGGCAGCCAAGCAGUUCGGGCCGUUCGGUCAUUUGAUUGUCUGUAAUAUCGGGUCUCGAUUUAAUCGGCACUCGAUUUUGUUUCUUACGGUUCUUGUUGUUGCUAAAGUGGUUACGAUUGAACGAAGAUUGCCGCGGGGAGUGCAGGAGUAUUGCUCCUGGGGAGGGAUGCUCAACAAUAUUUCUGCAGGAACUUCCAUUCAUGGCAUCACCGGGGCGAAGGAUCUUCAUGCGCAAGAGCUGAAACACGAAAAAUUGGACGGUGUCCUGGGGACAAGUCUGGGAGGAGGUCUGUCUACUGGUGGAGGGCUUACGCUUCAUCAAGAAUUAAUAAUGGGCAUGCCUGGAGCAGCAUCUUGA